Messenger RNA from Rana temporaria (common frog), 3200 nucleotides. RefSeq names its product leucine rich repeat and Ig domain containing 1 (gene LINGO1). NCBI's taxonomy places the organism in Eukaryota, Metazoa, Chordata, Amphibia, Anura, Ranidae. The transcript is spliced from 5 exons. The record is from RefSeq and is a predicted model, not a curated record. The coding region runs from base 860 to 2680 and encodes 606 amino acids. Gene Ontology annotation, molecular function: protein binding. Gene Ontology annotation, cellular component: extracellular matrix.
ACAGCUCAGGACUACAGAGCCCAGAAUGCACAUGGUGAUGGAACACAACAUCUCUGCAGUCAGCAGUUGCUGGGAGGGGCAGCUGGACCAGUCUGCCAGAUAGAGGAUCCGAUAGGGAGGAAGGCUGAUCACACACAUACAUACACACAGACUGUAUCAGCACAAGGACAGAGGGGGAUCCCCCAAAUCCAGGAAGGAGGGGGGCACACAUCGCCAGGAUUCUGGACCAUCCAUGUGAUUCCCAGUCCUGCUUAGCUUGCAUUCCCUCCUCCUCCUCCUCCCCCACCUGCCUGCCUGCCAUCGCCUUCCACCUGCUUGGAAAGAAGGACUUUGGAUUCAGGGGAUGACGGUGGAGAAGCGAGCUGCCCCUAAUAGGGGUUCCGACAUCUGAGACAUCUGUGACAGCUGCUGUCACCCUCCAUCCAUCCAUCCCAGGGAUUCUCUGCAAGGAGGGGAUCUGGGGGGACUCUGCCAUGGGGGACAAACCAUGCCUGUCCUAAUCGGUCACACCGUACCCCUGCGACACUCUGCGCCCGACUGUCCCCUUCUCUACAGGCAGCCCACAGAGGGAUAGGUGAGAGGCAGCAGCAGAUCUACACCCUGUCCUGGGAGAUGAACAGUCCCAUCUGAUACAAGUUGAGGUAGACGGUGUGGAAUGACUUGUGAGUAGCAGAGAUCACUGGCCUCCCAUUGACAGAGUACAUGAUUGGGCAUUGGAAGAUCAAAACACUCAAAAUCUGUUUGUCGUGGCCAGUCAGUGUCCUUGUAAAAGACUCAUCAAGAGGGACUUUAUUGCUUACAGUACACCAGAAUUAAAAAUAACGAAACAAAAUUCUGACAGGUGAGUCCACGAUCCAGUAUGAUUCUCCCGCUGCCACCUUGCCUGUGUCCCAUCCUGUUGCUUGUUCUGGGAUCCUUCCUGUCUGGCUCGGCCUCAGGUUGUCCCCAACGCUGCGAAUGCUCUCCUCAGGAUCGUUCUGUUUUGUGCCACCGCAAGCGUCACCUCAACGUCCCCGAAGGCAUCCCCACUGACACGCGACUAUUGGAUCUCAGUAAAAAUAGGAUCAAGGCACUUAACCAGGACGAGUUCUCUUCCUUUCCUUACUUGGAGGAGCUGGAGCUCAGUGAGAAUAUAGUGUCUUUGAUCGAACCUGGCGCCUUCAAUGCCCUUUUCAACCUACGAUCUUUGGGGCUGCGAAGUAAUCGUCUCAAGCUCAUUCCUUUAGGUGUAUUCACAGGACUCAGUAACCUUACACAACUUGACAUCAGUGAAAACAAAAUUGUCAUAUUGCUGGAUGACAUGUUCCAGGACCUUUAUAACCUCAAAUCUCUGGAAGUUGGAGAUAAUGAUUUGGUGUAUAUUUCUCAUCGUGCCUUCCGUGGACUCAACAGCCUGGAAGAGCUGACACUGGAAAAGUGUAACCUCACCGUGGUGCCCACAGAGGCUUUGUCACAUCUGCAUGGUCUCAUCUCUCUACGGCUUCGGUACCUUAACAUUAAUAUAAUUCGUGACUACUCCUUCAAAAGGCUGUUCCGGCUGAAAAGUUUAGAAGUGGCCCAUUGGCCAUAUUUGGACACAAUGACAGCGAAUAGCCUCUAUGGAUUAAAUUUAACAUCUCUUUCUAUUACACACAGCAAUCUGAGCACUAUACCAUAUGUGGCAAUCAGGCAUCUUGUUUAUCUUCGCUUUCUUAACCUUUCAUACAAUCCAAUCACAUCUGUGGAGGGAUCUAUGUUGCAUGAGUUGCUUAGACUUCAGGAGUUCCACCUGGUAGGUGGUCAGCUUUCUGUUGUGGAACCCUAUGCAUUCCGUGGUCUAAACCAUUUACGUGUACUAAAUGUUUCCUCCAAUUUCCUAAAUACACUGGAAGAAUCUUCUUUUCACUCUGUAGGCAAUCUAGAAACGUUAAUUUUGGAUCGUAAUCCAUUGGCUUGUGACUGCCGUUUAAUGUGGAUCUUCCGGCGACGCUGGCGUCUCAACUUCAAUAAACAGCAGCCAUCCUGUUCCAGUCCAGAAUAUGUGCAGGGAAAGGAGUUCAAAGAUUUCCCUGAUGUGUUGCAGCCAACGUAUUUUUCAUGUCGAAAAGCACGAAUCCAGGAUCGAAGUCCCCAAGUUGUCCAUGUAGACGAAGGGCAUACAGUACACUUUUUUUGCCGUGCUGAUGGAGAUCCACCACCUACUAUUCUAUGGCAAUCCCCACGGAAGACUUUCAUCACCAGCAAAAGUAGCGGUAGGCUGUCUGUAUUUCCAGAUGGAACUUUGGAAGUACGUUAUGCCCAGAUCCAAGAUAAUGGGACUUAUCAUUGUGUGGCAAGCAAUGCAGCUGGUAAUGAUACUUCACUGGCCCAUCUUCAUGUGCGCAGUUACUCACCUGACUGGCCUCAUCAACCCAACAAGACCUUUGCCUUCAUCUCAAACCAGCCGAAUGAAAGCGAUGUCAACAGCACUCGUGCAACUGUCCCUUUCCCGUUUGAUAUUAAAACUCUUAUAAUUGCCACCACUAUGGGAUUCAUAUCCUUUUUGGGGGUGGUCCUGUUUUGCUUGGUUUUACUAUUUCUUUGGAGCAGAGGAAAAGGAAACACUAAACAUAACAUAGAGAUAGAAUAUGUUCCGCGAAAAUCUGAUGCUGGACUCUCUACUGCAGAUGCUCCUCGGAAGUUUAACAUGAAGAUGAUAUGAUAUUGGUUGAUCAGUGGGGGAAAAGAAGGAAUGGGGUAAUAGGAGCAGGUAGUGGAUUGCACGGUGCCUGGUUCUUAUUCCACCUUUUCUGUUAAGCCCUUACUGGACAAGUUGUAUAACUCUGGAGGGAAAGCAAUGGUAACAGAAGUUCCAUAGUCUGUACUUUUUGAUCCUUGGACUUUGUAUGUUUGGGGAAUGACCUUUGCACUUUUAACCUUGUGAGUUUAACCCUCAAAACUCCCCCAGAUUGCAGAAAGCCCACCUGUUUCAUACCAACUAUUCAGUUGUUGAUAUAGGGGGGAGGGACAGAAGGAUAGGAUUGGGCAAAUACAAUAAUAGAAAAGGAAAAUACAAAUCCCCAGUCAAAAACAGGAAAAGCUGAAGGAAUGCGAGGCCAACUGACUCUGAAACUGAACUUUGACCUCUGUAUCUUCUCCUGAUUUCAAUACCUGUGAUUUUUAUGAAAAAAAUAAAUAUGAAUAUUAUUGAAAAAAAUUAAAGAAAAACUGUAAAACUCCAA